Molecule: messenger RNA, 2588 nt
Organism: Exophiala oligosperma
Lineage: Eukaryota; Fungi; Ascomycota; Eurotiomycetes; Chaetothyriales; Herpotrichiellaceae
Exons: 2
Coding region: 853-1158 (101 amino acids)
Source: RefSeq, a predicted model, not a curated record
CACGUUUGAGGAUGCGACUGGGUUUGAAGGACUGACCGAAAAGAGGAUAGAUGAAAGCCAGUAAAAGGAAAGAACUCGGCGGUCAAUAGCCAACGCUGAGUCAGGAUAAGGCAACUGGAUACCAAGGAUACAAGAAUAUACGGAGAAAGAUUGCGUGGUUAAAUUGGUGUGAAGGUGAGAUUGUGACAUAGCUGAAGUGGUUGGAUCUUGGUGAGAGGAAGAUUCCAAUGUUGGGGGGAAGUGCAACGCCCGGAUAAACGUUCAAGCGGGGCCCGAAGAUAUUAUAGAAUAGAUUCAACAAACAAUAGCCAGCUCUAGGAUGAUCACUUCAACUCAUAGCCCUAUGUACGCUUGGUAAGAUUUAUAUCUCCCGCCGUCUUUGAAUGACAAGAACCUCUAGCAGUCAUGAGAGUCAUGUUCUAAAAACACGCAUUCUUCUGAAGGGCUACGGAAGAUGCUAGAGCAAUGGUGAAUGUGGGGGAACAACGAGAUUGUAGAAACUCUAUAUAAACAUUUCGAACAUGUCAAUUGUGUGUAUUUUGAUGGAAAUGAGGUCGUCUGGAAUGCGUAGAUUUCUGAGAGCCGUAUAUAUGUUUAUAAGACAUUGUAGUCGCUCUCCUGGCAAGAAAGUUUACAGCAAGACUGGUUGACAAUGACUUGAGUAACUUGCAGUAGGCUUGAUUUUUCUAACUGCGAAGAAUGCCGGAUUUCCAUCUAUAACAGGGCGACCAGUCAUGACUCCAAACAGAAGUCAGAAAUAAAUCCGGAGUACACAAGUACUACAGAUCAAAUUCCAGAGGGUUUGCAUGGCUGCUGGGUACAAAGGAUGUGAGCCAUGAUGCCAUUAGGGCGAUGAAGUCGGCGGCAAAACGUUUAAGCAGUCGUCUUGAGAUAUCAAAACCUUACGAACAAGCCACUCCUGGUCAACAUCUGAUCGGAGCUGACAGCAUCUCUGCACGACACGAGGCUGAGAGGCUGAAUAUUGAAGCUGAGACUGGGUUCCAAUCAGAUUAUAUCAUCGUUCCUGGAGGUUUUUGUGGUGGUGCUUGUACGGGUGGUCUGAUGUACAGCUUGAAACAAACGUCACAGCUUGAGGCGAUUUGCACUCGUCUCUCGUCGAAAGCUACGCAAAAUGAAAGACGUUGGUGUAGAUGGUGAUGCUCCAUCACUAGCCUCUUUUUGCGGCGGUGGAAACACUUAGCUUACGUCUGUUUAGCCAAAGAGACCCGGCUUACUACCACUCGUAGAAGUCAUGGGGAUGUCAGUUCCGCUUGGGCCUUCCCCAUACAUGUAGAACUGCAGUCCGAGAUAGCUAUCGCAGCAAGCUUGAAACAUUCCACACAGUCGGAAUGGCCAGGGAACGUACUGGCUGCUGAGAAAGAAAUAGCUCAUUUUCAUGGCAUCGCCGGCGAGCCAGUUGGCGAUGACAGAAAGUCGAAACCCUUUGCAGGAUCUUGCCUUGUGGUUCUUUACAAUCUGUGGAAUUGGGAGUAUUGCCUCCACCGCCAGUCCGAAAUAGCCUAAGAAGGCAAUGUAUGCAGGAGAUCCGGACACAAAGGGGAGCAAGACAUGGACAGCCAAAAGGAAUCCCGUGAAGUAUCCGAGGAAUUGAAAAUAACUGUCGUGGGUCAAUUCAUCGCUCAGGCUAGUUUCAAUCCUGGUUGAACAACUCACGGCUUUGCACUGCUCCAUUGCCAGAACCCAUAGGGGCGUCGUCCUUCCAUCAAGUCUCGUAGGCCGUUCUCAGCCGUGUAGCCGUGGAAGGGCGUGUGCUGCAAUCCAUCAGGGGCUCUGUUGUCAAGAGCAACCUUUAAGAGGAUGAUUUGGACCGCAAUCAUCAAAGAGGCCUGGGCCAAGAGCGAUUUGUCAUAGUAUGCUCCAAACCAGUAGAAGACUCUUGGAACCUUGUCAGAACUUCGACCUCUCUUUUCUCAGGAGCGAGGAACGUGGCUCACUUUAGGAUCGAUGCAACAAGCAUGAUCAGGGGGAUAUCGAGGGAGAAUCCAUCGCUGGUUUUCUUGCGAUGGAUCGAGGCUAUCUGGUCGGCAUAAGAGGUGAUCGGGGACAAUAUGAGGCUAUUGAAUGUUGUGCAAAAUAGUCGACGAUAAGAGACAGGAAUCCGAGCAUUAUGGCCCUGAAUGAACAGGCCUAGGGAGCGGGGUGAAAAUGAAACAAAAAAGCUUCAAGCCUGAUAUGUGUCGCUCAGGCUUGUCGGGAAGAACAAGCUUGAGAAGCCAUCGCGUAAAAAUCUGGGAGAACAAGCGCAGUCAGCAAGUCCCUUUAGAUUGCGACACCGAAAGAUCCUGGAAAUGGUGUUGAGGAUCUCACCAGGAACAGGAAAAGCGCAUAAAGCCAUCCGCCAACUGUGUAAUUGGUGGAGAUCGUACGGCGCGUCUGGAGUCCACAUCUUUCAAUGUAAUCGUCAAUAUGAUGCACUCUUCGAACGGGGGGCACUGGUCUAUCCGUAUCUCAUUGCAGCUAUCUAGGUAUCAACCUGCAAAAAUUGCAAUACUUUUCCCGACCUGUCCUAAUUUACAAGCCUAAAGUUCCGAUUUAGCAUCAGCCGUCUUCGGUAGAGAAACAGUCCA